This is a messenger RNA of Drosophila kikkawai, 2875 nucleotides long. It is a transcript of the gene drm, whose product is annotated as odd-skipped family member drumstick. Gene Ontology annotation, molecular function: RNA polymerase II transcription regulatory region sequence-specific DNA binding; DNA-binding transcription factor activity, RNA polymerase II-specific. Lineage: Eukaryota; Metazoa; Arthropoda; Insecta; Diptera; Drosophilidae. Gene Ontology annotation, cellular component: nucleus. Gene Ontology annotation, biological process: regulation of transcription by RNA polymerase II; embryo development. The record is from RefSeq and is a predicted model, not a curated record.
UUCAUUCAACUUUGUGCCGCUCGAGCGUGCGUAUACAGUUUCCUCUCAUCAGUUCCUUCGCGACGUACCUUGAUCGAUCUAUUCGUGUGUAGAAAGAAAACCCUAAGGAGAAUAAGAAAAUACAUAAGAAAAACGAACGGAAAAAUCCCUCAUCUACUCUGUGACUACUCAAACAGCCCUGCAGAACGCGUAAUACCAGUUUCCCAUUGGGUGUUUGCCUUAAAGUGCGCCAUAAACUAACAAAACUGAAACCUUAAAGUCAGCGACGCCCACCAACAGCAACUGGUCACCUGGACACGGCAGCAAAAACAAAAACAAAAAAAAAAAAGGGGAGGAGAGAGGUGAAAUCACAGAGCUAUAUAGAAAAGAUAAAGCCCCGGCAGCAGCAGCAGGAGGAACGACCAAGCAACGUUGCCGCUUUUCAGCGACGACCAAUCAGCCCGAAAAAAGGCAGCAAUUAAAGCGAGGUGUUAUCUCCCAGAUAGCGAUUAGAGGUGGCAGAAAAAAAAUCAUAAAAAAAUACAGAAAAUAAUACCCCUUUUGAGUGGAAAACCCCCCUAAGGAGAGAGCACUUUGGAGCGGGCUAAAAAAGUUCAGAGUGCCGUCCAUAGAAAAUCCACAGAACACGAGAGCGAGGCUCCUCAGUUCGGAGCACCUGAGAGCGCAGAGUACACCUGAGAAGAAAACGUUGGAGCUUUUUGUGUUGUUUUUUGUCGACGGAGAAGUAUACACAUAUCGCCUGUCAAAAUGUUUGCUGUAAUGCGAAUCGACAACGAUGACUGCCGGUCCGAUUUUCGCCGCAAGAUGCGUCCAAAGUGCGAGUUCAUUUGCAAGUACUGCCAGCGGCGAUUCACCAAGCCGUACAACCUGAUGAUCCACGAGCGCACCCACAAGUCACCCGAGAUCACUUACUCCUGUGAGGUGUGCGGCAAGUACUUUAAGCAGCGCGACAACCUGCGUCAGCACAGAUGUAGUCAGUGUGUUUGGCGAUAAGCUAAAAAAAAACCAUAUAUAUAAAGAUAUAUAUAAAUAUAUAUAAAAAAAACAACCACAACACACAGAGCAAUAUAUAUAUAUAUAAAGUAAAAACCGAUAUCUAAAAGCACCGCAGCACCAACAACAGCACGCAAUAUUAUAUCACAGCUAUAUCUAAAAAAAACACAAAACUGAAUAUAUUGAUUACUGAAUGAUUAUUGAAUACUGAAUAUACUGAAUAAACUGAAUACUGGAAUGAAUGGUAUCUGAUCUAAGCGGCAACAGCAACACCACACCACGCCUACUUCUUCUUCUUCACUGCACCAACACCACCACCACCACCACCACCCUAGGCAUAAGUCAAAAAAAUAUAUCCAAUAAAUAUAUUCUGCAAAAUAUUGCUUAAAACUACUAGAUCUGCAAUCUACAGCCACAGCCACAAGCGAAUAUCACGGAUUAUAAGCUAAAGGUUCAGGUGUUGGUUUCCAAAUCUUUACGGUUAUCUUGGUCUAUACAAAACUGCACUCCCAUCAACAGCUGAAAAUAAUUAAAAAACUAAAGAAUUAAAGAGAAUAUUAAGAAGAAAAUGAAAAAUAGAUAAAAAACCAAGCCAAGAAAAUGUUGCGCAGGCGCAGCACCACAAAGGCAACAUUGCUCCAAACUAUUGCAACAUGUAUAUUGCAGCAACAGCAACAACAACCAUAUUUUAAAUAAUAUUUGCAGAAAUCUACACAUGGACACCUGUGGGCGUGGCUGCUAUGGGAAGUGAAUGAAGAAGAGGAAGAAGCAACAACACAAAUCAGCAAUUAACUAAACAGAGAACCAGAGUAUUUAGUAAAAGUAAAGGAAAAACAUUAAAGAAAAUCUAAAGAGCAAAGAAAUAUUUUCUUUAAAUUAUGCAGAAUUUUUCCUAUACAAACUGCAAUGUUAAAUGUUAAAGAAAUUUAAAAUAUUAAAUACAAUCAGCAGCAUGUAUCCAGCAACAUUCCCGCAUCAGCAACAUGUAUCAGCAACAUGUAUCAGCAACAUAUCAGCAUUUCCAGCGCAGCAACAAUCUACCAAGACGCACUCCCCAGCAACAUGAAGACAACAAUCAUCUUAAAUAAUGCAACAUGGUAACUGAGCAACAAUGUUGCUGCUGGCUUAAUUUUUUGUUGCCAAGUGAAAGUGCAAUUAAGCUGCAGCUUUUUGUACUUUCCGCAUAGCAACAAGGCCAGCCAGCAACAUGACGCCAGCAACAUUCAACAACAACAACAACUCAGCUGCAAUUAUCUUGCCUUAAAAAUUGAUUCAAUAAUUAAUUACCAUUUAAUAAUAAUAUUAAAAUUGCAAAAAAAUCAAAAAACAAAACACGAACACACACCCGCACACAAAAACGUACGUCAUAAGUAUUUGUAUUUUUAAAAAUCUAAAAGCAAACACGUUGAAAAUGUAUUACAUAAAAUUAAUAAUAAUAAUUAAUAAUAUUAAAUAAUAAAAAAAACAAUUAUUAAAUAAAUAUUUACGAUAUAUGCGAUUGUUUUGUUUAAGUUUAAAUUUUAAAUAAAUAAAAAAUGAGAAAAGAAAAAAUAAGAAAAAGGGCGAAAUUUAAGCGCAAAUUUUAGCAACGAAAAAACAACAAAAAUUGUUUAUUUGUUUUUUGUUUCCUUUCUUUUAAGUGACCCGGCAAUAAGAUUGUAAAUGUUUUUCCGCUAUUUAUGAAUAAUAAUAAUAAUAAAAUAAUUAAUAAUGCCAUCAUCCCUUCUAAACAUUUUCUGUUUUAUUCGCAAAAUAAAUCAGCUAAAAUAAAACCGCAAUUUAUACAUAAAAAACCCUAGCGUUAAAACGGCGAAACAAUAAGUAAUUAAAAAUAAACGAUAUUUAUACAAUUAAAAAGAAAAUCAAAAAGAAAAAAAUAAAA